UACGCUAGAUCUGGCCUCGGGGGUUGCACGGAAUAUACACUGUCCACCUACUACGUACGCACGGCUGUUGUAUCUAUGAGUGCAUAGAUGAAUUCACACUCAGUUUCCAUUAGCUCGCACUGAUCCACUCCUCCAAGCUCCAGCCAUGCAGGUGGUGACGGGGGCCAUGGGCGCCCUCAUCCCCAAGCUCUUCCAGCUCCUCAACGAGGAGUACAACCUGCAGAAGGGUGUGAAGCAAGACGUCGAGUUCCUCACCAAAGAGCUUCCGAGCAUGCACGAAGCUCUGCGCAAGGUGGCGGAUGUGCCGCGGGACCAGCUUGAUAGGCAGGUGAAGAUCUGGGCCGACGAGGUCAGGGAGCUGUCAUACGUCAUGGAGGAUGUGGUUGACAGCUUCCUGGCAAGUGUCCAAGGCUCCCAGCCCGCCGCCAACUCACAUAAGCUCAAGGAGCUACUGAAGAAGAUGGGGAACCUGCUCCCCAGGGGAAAGACUCGUCGUAAGAUUGCGAAGAAGAUUAAAGGCAUCAAGAUCCAAGUUAAGGAGGUGGCCGAUAGGCGUGACAGGUACGGGGUCAACAAUGCGGUUGCUAAUCUAGCUGCAGCCCCAACUCCCGUUGACCCUCGUCUGUUGGCUCUGUUCAAAGAGCAGAAAGAGCUUGUUGGCAUCGAUGCCGCAAGGGACGAGAUAACAAAGAAGCUCACAGAUGGGGAUGGGGAUGUGGCCAACCAACAAUUGAAGAUUCUGUCCAUUUUUGGAAUUGGGGGACUUGGCAAAACAACUGUUGCCAAAGUAGUGCAUCAGAAGCUUCAAGCAAAAUUCAUGCUCAAGGCUUUUGUUUCGGUGGGUCGCAAGCCCGAUGUGAAGAAAGUUCUCAGGGACAUUUUUCUUGAGCUUGACAAGGAAGGCUACAGGAAAUCCAAUGCACAAGCGCUGGAUGAAAAGCAGCUCAUAGUAGAACUCCAAGAAUUACUUGAGAAUAAGAGGUACUUUAUUGUUAUUGAUGAUAUAUGGGAUGUAGAAGCAUGGAAAAUAAUCAGUUGUGCUUUGAAGGAUAGUAACUGUGGAAGUAAAAUAAUCACAACUACUCGCAGUUUGGAAGUUGCCAGAAGUCCGGUGAGGCUUACCAGCUAAAGCCAC
This is a messenger RNA of Hordeum vulgare subsp. vulgare (domesticated barley), 1135 nucleotides long. Its product is annotated as disease resistance protein Pik-2-like. Bases 146 to 1129 code for a protein of 327 amino acids. Lineage: Eukaryota; Viridiplantae; Streptophyta; Magnoliopsida; Poales; Poaceae. Gene Ontology annotation, molecular function: ADP binding. The transcript has 2 exons. The record is from RefSeq and is a predicted model, not a curated record.